This is a messenger RNA of Chara braunii, 2566 nucleotides long. NCBI's taxonomy places the organism in Eukaryota, Viridiplantae, Streptophyta, Charophyceae, Charales, Characeae. The record is from the annotation of a GenBank genome assembly.
ACCGGGCUGUGCGGCAGGCUGUGCCCACAGAGUGCAUCGGCCUACCUAGGGCGUGCUGAGCGAUUCGGUAUCUCCCUUCCUCGGGCGGUACAUUCGUCCCGUUAGUCGACCGCAGGCUCAAGCGGGAAAUUUCAUCUAUAUACUGUGUGGGCAGCCGCCUCUCGGUCCUCUUUCGCUGCACACCAUAGCCGUCACUCUCUACACCGCUGACCGGCAAAGAUGGGUGCUUACAAGUAUAUUGAGGAGCUAUGGAGGAAGAAGCAGUCUGACGUCUUGAGGUUCUUGCUCCGUGUGAGAUGCUGGGAGUACCGCCAGCUGCCGGGUAUUGUGCGCCUUACGCGUCCAUCGCGCCCUGACAAAGCCAGGAAGCUUGGCUACAAGGCAAAGCAGGUGACUAUCUCUUUAUUCAUGAAGCUUAUCGAUCCAUCGACGAAACGAAAAUCGUUGGCUGAGGAUUCGAUUCUCCUCUUGGAGGGUACACGAGGGAGGAACCUUCGCUCCGUUGCGGAGGAGCGCGUUGGAAGGAAAUGUGGCGGCUUGCGUGUGCUCAACUCCUACUGGAUCAAUCAGGACUCGACAUACAAGUACUUCGAGGUGAUCUUGGUGGAUCCCUUCCACAAGGUCAUUCGUAACGACCCGCGUAUCAACUGGAUAUGCAAGCCGGUAAUGAAGCAUCGUGAGUUGAGGGGUUUGACAGCGGCWGGGAGGAAACACAGAGGCCUUCACGGCAAGGGUCACCGUUUCCACAAGAACCGGCCGUCUGUUCGUGCCACGUGGAAGAAGAACAACACUCUCUCUCUCAAGCGGUACCGUUAAGGAGAGAGAAAUCCUUAACGGUGUACUCACGCGCCGGMGGCGGGCUCUUCUUGGGCGUAUGGGAUUCUGUCAUCGGUGGAGAAAACGUUGCCCUGUUUUUUUUACGGUCAUCCGGCGUUCUUGGACAGCCGUUCUCUUCCUCUUGGCAGUUGUUGGUUGCGUACUCUUCUUGAAUUCAAAAGGGGCAGUCGUUGGAAAAGCCCUUCGCUUCGUCUUCUUCCACUCAGUCGAGAUAUGUCGUAUGCCAAUCAUUGGYUAUGGGACAGACGUUAUCUACUCGUCGUCGCAUCCGCUUUUGWUCUCAAAUUUAUCAACAUGAUGGACUCUUUGCUUUGAAGAUGGGCGGGCGUGUGAAUGAGCUUAUACGAGCGAAUCCACCAGUGAGUCAUGUGUAUGAUGGACUGGAGUAUUAGGGUUUCCUUUCUACUCUCGCUUGUCRUGCAGAUAUGGCACAGUGACAUGGCAUGGAAAUGACCGAAUGUCGAGAGGAGUAGAGCGGCUCAGCUCAAUUCACUCUUGUUUUUCCUUGAGAGGGAGGAGGGGCAGUCGCAGAGGUGGCUUUUCGGAAGAGAGAAUAUAGGACCAUCGGGAUCUGGACCUGUUUGACGGAAACAUUCAGUUACCUGUCUGAUACGUGUUUUAAAAAAAGGUCUUCUUCGGGAUUUCUUUGAGGAAUAUUCUUGUCUCUAUCGCGUGAGUGAAGGGGAUUUAUCUUGUGACUUGUUUUGCUUAUUAUGGUUUUGAUGGUACGGCAGUUAGCAUCUUGGUCUCACCAUACCUUUCCAGUCCAUCUGGCCUGCCACGUGUCCGUCCCACCACCGUCCACCGAUUUUGUCCCUGUCCAUCUGUCCUUGUGGGCGUUUGUUCAGCCGUCUCUCCAUUCAUCCCUUAAAAAUCGCGCAGACUGUUCAUCCCUCUUAUCCCUUCCUUGUUUACCCUUCCAUCCAUUCUUUUUGUACUCUUGCCUGCCCCCUUACAUAUCCGUCCAAAUCCAUCCGUUCCAUGUAUGCCAUAUCUCACAUCCCGGGUCAUCUUUCCUUUCUUAUCCCUUCUUUGUUUAUCCUUCCAUCCAUCGUUUUUGUACUCUUGCCUGCCCUCUUACAUUUCUAUUCAAAUCCAUCCGUUCCAUGUAUGCCGUGUCUCACAUUCCGGGUCAUCUUUCCGUGCGUCCUUCUCUCCGUACGCUCACUCCAGCAGUGGGUGGGCAAGUGGUUUAGUGCGGAAUACCCUAACGUGGUGGAAAGGGGGGAAGCAUAAUAGCCAUGUGGGGAUUUCGAACCCUUCUCCAUCACUUGUCUGGCUAUGCAUCCCUCGGUCCACUGUUUGACUUGGUCGUUCAGGCUGCCCGCUCAUCUGUCCAUCCAGCAAAUCAUCGGCAGCCAGUCGUCCGUCCUUUCAUCAGCCCACCCGCCCAUCCACCUUCUCAUGUGUCUGUCCAUCGCUCCAGCUUGUCUGGUUGUGUGGCUCUGCGUGGAUGUUAUCAAUUGUAUUUUGUUUGUGUAGUUGAGCUAGCAGGGUGGAGAUUACUCACACGCACACCGAGCCCUUUGGUCAUAGACUGAAAUAGGCCCGUUUCAGGGUGUACAGACUGAAAUAGGCCUGUUGGUGAAAAAAGUCUAUAUCGUAGAACGGAGGAAUCGAGACUUUUGGCCGAGUGUCAUCUUCAAAUUCCCAGAAGAAUCGGUGGAUAAAAGAAAGAAACAAAGAGUCAAAAUCAAACAUGAUAUUACAGUAAAUAUCAUUUCAGGUA